AUGGCGACAACUGCAGUUGCACCAUCCACAUCCGGGUUACCAGUUACAUCCGAUAUACCAGUCACAUCCGGGUUACCACUCACAUCCGGAUUACCAAAAAUGGCGCAAAUAGACAGCAAAGAAAUGUCACCGGAAAUAAAGCUCCGCAACGAGGCUCUCCGGGGGAACACGGAUCUGAUAUGCCCACCUUCCGCCAAGAUCGUGCGUAUCUUCACCAGCAGCACCUUCACGGACACAAAGCACGAACGGAACAUGUUAAUGAGGGAGGCGUACCCGAAGAUCAAAGAACAUUGUCGCAACUUUGGAUACGAAUUUCAGGUAGUGGACAUGCGUUGGGGUGUCCGAGACGAGGCCACGGAUGACCACAUGGGGACUGAACUCUGUCUCAAGGAACUCAGGCUGUGUCAAAAGCUCUCCACCGGGCCCAGCUUCGUUUCACUCCUUUCCCACAAGUAUGGCUAUAUCGCGUUUCCCCGGGUUAUUCUGGCAGAUGAGUUCGAGUCUCUCACGGCGCAGGUCGAGGACCCGGCGACCAUCCGGCUCUUCCUCAAGUGGUAUUCCCGGGACGACAACGCGGUUCCUCCCGCUUACAUCCUCGCAUCCAUCAGCACGCACCUGCCGGAUUUCAUUAGCAAGGAUAGAGACGGGCAGAAAAUCGCCAAAGAGCAAUGGUGGAAGGAGAGCGAGCUCAUGCAGGACGCUCUGGAGUCGGCCGCCACCAGGGUGUUCGACCCGGAAACGGCCCGGAAGUAUAUUAUUUCUGUGACGGAGACGGAAGUGGAGGAAGGUCUGCUCAAGGCGGAGGACUCUAUCGCCAGGCAGGCAAUCUGGCUUCGCCGGAACAUUGAAGACAUAGAUUGCCAAGAGAGCAGCUAUGCACUCUCCAGAUUCACCGAGUGCCUGGGUGCGCAGGAGAAAGUGGAGAAGGCUCACCGGAUGUUGCGGGAACUCAAGGAGCACCGGAUGGAGCGGCGCCUGAACCCCGACCAGAUCUUCCACUACAACGUUCACUGGGUCGGCAGGGAAGGUAUCGAGCCGGAAACCAGCGAAGAGCACCGGAAGUACCUGGCGCGCCUCUGCAAGGACUUCACGGACAACAUGAUAUCCAUGGUAACUCAGGCUAUCCGGAAGCGGAAGCUUCUGCAUGAUCGGCUCACCGAGGAAUGUCUGCAGCACAUCCGUUUGUGCCAGGCCAAGUGCGCGGAGUUCCAUGGACGUACCGAGACGCUGGAGCGGAUCAAAUCCUACCUGCUGGAUACAUCGACAACGGCCCCGCUCGUUGUGCACGGGAUCAGUGGAACGGGCAAAACGUCCAUCCUGGCGAUGUCGGCGAAUCUUUGCAAGACCUGGCUGAACAAGACACCAAAGCUCGUGUUAAGGUUUCUCGGUACAACAGUUGCGAGUUCUUCCGUUCUGCCUCUGCUACAGAGUCUGGUGCAUCAACUGAGUAUGCUGGGUAAUCAACGCCUCCGAAUCGGCCUGACCGUCGACCUUCUAAAAGUUCAGUUGAUGGUCCUUUUAAAGCAAGGCACGGCGGAGUGUCCACUCGUGGUCAUCUUAGACUCGCUUGACCAGCUGGACACCUCACACAAUGGCCGCUCUUUGAUGUGGCUUCCGGCCUCUCUGCCGCCUCACUGCAAGGUCAUCGUAUCAUCACUUCCGGAGGAGAAAUACGAGGCGUUUCCGGCCCUCAAGAAAUUAAUUCCUGACGAGGAAAGGUUCAUACAGGUUCCGGAAUUAGAUCAAAGCGAUGCACACAUCAUAGUUUUGUCGUGGGCGGACAAACGGAACCGGAAGUUGACUUCACACCAGAUUGACAUCCUGCUGAGCACAUUCCGGAAGUGCCCGACACCGCUGUUCUUAAAGUUGUCGUUUGACGAAGCCAUGCUGUGGCGCUCGUUCGACCCCCCAUCACGGACGGUGCUGCAGACGACAGUCCGUACAGCAGUCGACUUCCUGUUCGGUCGUCUAGAGAAACAGCACGGCCGGAUAUUGGUGUGCCGCGCCUUGGCAUAUCUUACCUUAGCCAGUAACGGAAUCACCGAGGCGGAGCUUGAUGAUGUGUUAUCUUGCGAUGAUGACGUAUUAAAUGACGUCUACACCUACUGGACGCCGCCCAUUCGCAGACUGCCACCUCUACUUCUGGUUCGCAUGCGGACGGACAUCGACCAAUAUAUCGUUGAGCGCGGUGCAGACGGUGUACGCGUGUUGAACUGGUAUCACCGGCAGUUUACGGAAGCUGCGCACGAGCGCUACUGCGCAGAUGACGCGCAUAACAAGCGUCUCCAUGGCAACCUUGCUGAUUUUUUCGCGGGAACCUGGGCCAAUGGAACAAAAAAGCCGUACACGAACGCUAAGGGGGAGGUGAUGAAAGAGGACCGCUAUGUGACGUCACAACCACUGCGUUUCGGAGAGAAGGACUACAACAUCCGGGCACUCAACAAUCUGUCCUACCACCGCCUGCACGCGGGUCACGUUGACCUUCUCAAGAAGGAGUGUCUCGCCAACGUGCACUUCUGCGUUGCUAAGUUACACGCACUUCCUGUUGAGGCACUCUUGGACGACUUCACGGCGGCCAAAGCGGCGUUCCCGGGGGAUCUCCUAAUCAGGGGCGUCCUGGAGGCACUGCUUCUCUCCCGGAAAGGGCUGCAGACGGACCCGGACCAAUUUGUGCCGCAGUUACACGGUCGCCUUGAGGACAGCGAGACAACAGCCGAGUUCAAGCAGCGCUUGCGCGAAUACAGCUCUAAAGUGUGGUUCGAGCCCGAUGUCAACAUCCUGGAGCGUCCCGGGGGUCAGCUUCUACACAGCAUCCACGUGCACGCGUCCGACAUUGACAUGAUGACGAUGACGUUAUGUGGCACAUACGUAAUCACAGUCUGUCAGUCGUUGAAGGAGAUCAAAAUCUGGAACAUCAAGGUCGACCCUCCGCGGUUGCUACGCAAAGUGACUGGUAAAGGUCAGUGCACAAAGGUCGCGUUGUGCCAUGGUGACGAGUGGGUCGCCAUGGAAGUGGGCAACGUUAUACAAGUAGAAGAACUCCAAACUGGUAAACACUGUUUGGACAUACCGCUCAAAGGUCGUGAUUCUGCAAAAACGUUCUGUGCUGCUGGUAAACGCAAGAAAACGAUCGUCACGUUAUUUCGAAAACAAAUGAACAUAUAUGACGUCACAAAUGGUAGCCUGAUGCAGACUCUUACAUCAUCAAGUGACGAAGCGAAAUUUGGAGCAAUGAGCAACCCUUCAGGUCGAGACAGAUAUGUUGGAAUGACAAGCGACGAUCAAUACUUCCUGUCUGUCCUUGACCUUGAUUCCAUGACAUUGAUGCCUGCGUGGCGAGGAUUUGAGAAGAUCCCGGACGGAGAAGGCGAGUUUGAAGAACAUGAAAUCGAGGCUUUCGACAUCUCCCCCGACGAAACUUACGUCGUAUACACCACUUUGUUCACCGGCGAAAUCGUGUUCGCGGAUUUCAAUGGCAACCGUCUUCGCUCUAUUCCACCCGACGAGAAACUUAACAUUCGCAGUAUAAACUUCACUGCCGACGGCACAUGUAUCUACUACAUCAGCGGGAGUACCGUCUUCGUUGUCAAUUCGUCCACGCUGCAGUAUAAAGACUACAGGAAUGAAACGCAGCAGACCCCGGACUCGCCCAUUUUCCAGUAA
Molecule: messenger RNA, 3663 nt
Organism: Dreissena polymorpha
Lineage: Eukaryota; Metazoa; Mollusca; Bivalvia; Myida; Dreissenidae
Product: NACHT domain- and WD repeat-containing protein 1-like
Exons: 25
Coding region: 1-3663 (1220 amino acids)
Molecular function (GO): protein binding
Source: RefSeq, a predicted model, not a curated record